AUGAAUACAACUCAGAAAGAUUUUGAUGAACUUAAAUAUCUAUUCGUUAGCUACUUACUAAGUACGAUCAAGAACUUAAGGUCAGCAUCUCAAGCUUCGUCCUCUUACACGGCGAUCCGUGAUAAACCCUCAAAUCUUGUGGCAGUACUCGAGAGGAUGAGCAUCUCUUUGGCGAAGAAUUUCGACGAGUUCUUCACACAUCUACAAGAAAGGUAUCCUGUGGUUCGUUAUCUUUCUCAGGAAAACAGCGACCAUACAUGGUUGACCAGGCUUCCUGCACGCACCGUAGAGCAUGAAGAAUACAUUAGCUUGAACAAAAGCGUUGACUUCGUGCAAGUUCAAUCAGUAAAUAGAAUUGUUUGGGCCCAUUUGAAAGAGUUUGUAGAUGGAGUUUCAUGCACGUCUACGAUGACUGGUCCUGAAUACGGAAUCAAAUCCAUUAUUGAGCGACUAUGGCUAAAUUUUCACACAGCAAGUGUUUUUUGCGAAAUGCCGCCUGUAGACCUGCAAGCGAGUUGCUUCCUUUUGUUGCGUUCAUUCAUAUACUUUGAUGAUACACUGCAUGAUCUUCUUUCAACUAGGAGAAGUAUUUCCAGAGAGGUGCUUCAGCUUGUUCUCUGCAUACCAGAGCAGAACGCACUUGAUGGUGAUGCAACUCACGCUGAUUUUAUGGAAUUGGUUGAGCGUGCUACCGCUCAAGCAGUUACGAGAAGAGUUGCAGAUUGUAUCAGUAAGUUGAAGGCAGGUGCACAGCGGCUUUGCAAUUAUUUUCAAGACUUGCUCAAAAAGAAACUGUCGCUGAGAGAAAUUGGGAAACCCAUUUUUCUUCCAAAUUUUUACGUGUCGAGUACGUGGGCACUCCAGGCGAUUGAAAACCGAAAGAAUUUUUCUAUGUAUCAAGGUUUGAAUGAGAUUGUUUAUAAGCGGCUAUUGAAUGAGUUACUUUUGGCUAUUUCUGGUAUUUGUGUGGCAAGGGGUGAGGCACCGUACAUUUGCACAAGCCUUUCGAUGGUUGAGUUAGAGUUUAUCAAAUGCUCGGUGGAAGACCACCUCUCAACUUCAUUUAAUGUUAGGCCUAGUCUACACGAUAUUUACUCUACGAUCGUUUCAAUGCGAAGAGUUUUUGGUAGUUCGCACAUGGAUUUCUGCUUGGCUCUCAGCCACACGGUGGAGGCGUCGCAUGCAAACUUUCCGAAGCUGUAUUAUGAUCCAGCAAGGACUCCGAAACUAACAGAACGAAGCACCAUUAUCCAUGACGCGCUUGAGUAUUUGGAAAGGGAGGUGCUAGCAUGCGACACGUUUUUUUCCGAGUGGGGGAGCGACAUUUUAGUGUCCUUUUAUUUCUUUUCGAUUAAUGCACAGGGUAGAACAAGAGAGUAUUGUUUGCAGGCAACUAAACGUGUUGCUACACAUUGGUUACAAAUGCACAAAACAUUCGAUGCUUCAAUGUUACCUGAAGAUAUUCUGUACUCAAACGAAGCUUUGUACGCUCUGAAAAGAAUGUCAUUCGAUAUUGGGGGACUUGAAAAUUGUAUAAGAUCUGCUGCACCUCGAUGGCACUUAUAUGACUACAUAGGCAUUAGUAAGACGACUCCAUUGUCCUAUGAUCUGCUCAAUUCAGUCAUGAUUUGGUCUUUCUUCUUUCGCGGAACAGAGAUGAAGGUUGAAGGCAUAUGUGAAGAGGCCGUUGAAAACAUGUGCACUACAUCAGUUGAGUCGUUGGAACGUGAGUCACAACUUACAUCAUUGAAAGCAUUUCAAGAGAAGUGCUAUUUCGUAACACACAGAAUAUUCACAAACACGUCGUGGUGCACCAUAAAACCAAAGUUGACGUCCUAUGACAUCGAGCGGAGGUUUCUUAUGUAUUACUUACCAUACUUACAAGAAGCACAAGAUAUUGAACUUGUUGGCGAGUUUGUUCAAACUUUGAAAUGUCUUGGGCAUUCAGAGAAUGAAAUCAUUAUUCAACGAGCGAUUGAGUAUCUAUUAUCAUGCCGACAUGAAAGCGGAGCAUGGGGGGUAGAAGACCAAUUCGCACGUGCAUACCAUACCACCGUCUGUGCCAUAGGCGCGAUCAUAGACUCGUAG
Molecule: messenger RNA, 2088 nt
Organism: Ostreococcus lucimarinus CCE9901
Lineage: Eukaryota; Viridiplantae; Chlorophyta; Mamiellophyceae; Mamiellales; Bathycoccaceae
Gene: Osp3
Product: orphan protein
Exons: 5
Coding region: 1-2088 (695 amino acids)
Source: RefSeq, a predicted model, not a curated record